CGGGACCAGGACAGACAGCUGAGGGGGGUCUGAAUGUCCAACCGGGACGGUCGGUGGACUACCACGAAGUCACACGCACGAUUCACAGGUCGUCACAGUUGACUGAUGAGCAGCCAGUAGGACUCGGGUUAGUCUACACCGACUGGCAAAGUGUUUCUGGAAGUUUAGAGGGUCAGCAGUGCCAGACAAGAGGAUUGGAGGACAGAAGACGUAGUUGCAGAACUACUGGUGGUUGACUUGUGGUUAGCCUUAGCGUGCUUGUGGCAGCAGUGAGGAAGAAGGAGGGCUUGGCGAUGGUCACGGAGGAUGCCUUUCCCAAUGGGGUACGGGAGGAGGAGGAGCAGGAGGUGAUGCCCCCGGGAGAGCCUGGCGUGGAAGGUGCCCCGGCCGUUCGGUCCACCCAGGGAGCAGAUACGUCUGGAGCCAUGCAGCAGGUGUUGGAUAACCUGGGUGAGCCGCCCACCUCCACUGGAGCCAAAGACAUCGACCUGCUCUUCCUGCGCGGCAUCAUGGAAAGUCCCAUUGCUCAUGAACAGCUGGAAGAGGUAAAGCUGGAGGCGGUGCAGGACAACAACGUGGAGCUGGUAACGGAGAUCCUGGGUGACAUCAGCGGCCUCAAGGUUAAAGAUGACAGCGCAGCCGAAUUGUCCAAGAUCCUACAAGAGCCCCACUUCCAAUCACUUUUGGAGGCACACGACAUAGUGGCCUCUAAGUGCUACGAAGUCCCGCCCCCGACCGAGACGGCCAAUGAUGCAGCAGUGAACAGUGCUCUGAUGCAGGCUGAUGCUGUUCGCAUGAUUGGCAUCCGAAAGAAGGCCGGAGAGCCUCUGGGCGUGACAUUUCGUGUGGAGAAGGACGACCUGGUCAUUGCAAGGAUCCUUCACGGCGGCAUGAUUGACAGGCAGGGACUGCUUCACGUGGGUGACAUCAUUAAGGAAGUGAAUGGCAAGGACGUCGGCAACAACCCCACCGAGCUGCAGGAGAUGCUCAAGGACUGCAGCGGAGGGAUCACUCUCAAAAUACUCCCCAGCUACCGAGAUGCUCCUGCACCUCCGCAGGUGUAUGUGCGGCCGUACUUUGACUACGACCCUGCCAAUGACAACCUGAUCCCUUGUCGAGAGGCGGGCAUGGCCUUCAAAAAAGGUGACAUCCUUCAGAUUGUUAACAGAGAGGAUCCCAACUGGUGGCAGGCAUGCCAUGUGGUGGCUGGGGCCACAGGACUGAUACCCAGUCAGUUCUUGGAGGAGAAGAGGAAAGCUUUUGUCCCCCGAGACUUUGAUGGAUCAGGGAUCCUUUGUGGAACCAUAGCUGGAAAAAAGAAAAAGAAGAUGAUGUAUCUAACAGCCAAGAAUGCAGAGUUCGACAGACAUGAGCUGCAGAUCUAUGAGGAAGUGGCGAAGGUGCCUGCAUUCCAGAGAAAGACACUGGUUCUGAUUGGUGCCCAGGGUGUGGGCAGACGUAGCCUGAAGAACCGACUGAUGGUCCUCCAACCUACCCGCUUCGGCACCACUAUACCAUACACUUCACGGCGGCCCCGUGACGAAGAGCUGGAUGGCAACUCUUACCACUUUACCACGAGGACAGAGAUGGAGGUGGACGUGAAGGCUGGCCGCUUCCUGGAGCACGGCGAGUAUGACGGCAACCUCUACGGCACAAAGAUCGAAUCCAUCCAUGAGGUUGUGGCCACAGGUCGCACCUGCAUCCUCGAUGUCAACCCACAGGCUCUGAAGGUAUUGAAAACAGCAGAGUUCAUGCCUUAUGUGGUGUUUAUCGCAGCACCAGAUUUUGAUACACUCAAGGCCAUGCACAAAGCUGUGGUGGACGCAGGCAUCACCACUAAACAGCUCACGGAUGUGGACCUGAGGAAGACGGUGGAUGAGAGCGCCCGCAUCCAGAGGGCUUACAGCCACUACUUCGACCUCACCAUCGUCAAUGACAACCUAGAUAAGGCCUUCGAGACGUUACAGGCCGCCGUGGACAAACUGUGCAGUGAAUCCCAGUGGGUCCCGGUGAACUGGGUGUACUGAGGACCAGCAGCAGUGCUCCACUGACCACUCUGAGCGGGUCACACUGACCCAUCAGCAUGUGUGUGUGUGUGUGUUUUUGACCACGAAGGCCAAAGAAGAAGAGAAGAAGGAAGGGAUGCUUCUGCAAAAUAACAAAAUGUUCUGAAAAAAAAACUUCUCUUAGGCCUGCACGCCAUGCAACUUUUUUUCUACUCAAACUCAAAGGGAAAGAGUGCUUAUUUAUUUUAUAACUUUUUAUGAAAGAUCUUUCUAUUCAAUGUGAGAAUUAAACAAAAAAAUCUGGUCAUGGGCCAUAUUUUUGCAUUAAUUUAUUGUUGUAGUCACAUUUUUUUAGUUGUGUCCCAAGUGUUUUUGUCAGUUUUUCCUUCAUGGACACCUAGGAUUUUGAUCCCCACCCGAGCUCCAAAAUGAAGAUAAGGAGCAGUGAUGGAUUCAUCAAGAUUCCUGAGCAGUCCCUGUCCAAGAAACUUGUCAAAUCUCACACAUCAUUGCCAUGUCUGUGCAAACUGUGUAGUUGUAUUUUAUUUUCACCUCCGUACAAUUAAUCCUUUAGUGUUGUUAUGUAGCUCUAAACUCUCCUAUAAGUGUCACAGGAUCAGCUGGGCAGAAAUAAAGAGUUAAAAGGCCUGCUUGUGCACAACUCCUCCAGUAUGUAAAAGAAAAAAAGAGCGUUAUAAUGUACUUUUUCCAAGAUCAAAUACUGUCUGUGUCUUUUAAUUUUGUCUAGCUUUGUUUUCUUAUGCUAGUUUUUCACUGGUGUUGUGAUUUUUAGUGUAGUGUUUUGUCACACAUGAUCUUUUGCUUUGUUUUCAAUGAUCCUGCCUGGCUGUCUGGAGUAUGACCGUUAUUGCCCUCAUCUUUAUCGUCUAUAUGCCAAUUUGUUAAUGUUUUAUAUAUGUGAACGUGGCACAAACCCACUCCCUCCUUAUGGUCCUUGUCUCCAGUGUUGCAGUAUGCCAAAGCCCCAAUCAUACUCCAAAUAAAGUUUCAAAUCUACAAUUGUUACAUCUGAUCAACAUUUCAACUACAUGCUAUAAUAUGCAUUUCUAAUUUGACACAAUAUGACUGUGUGGCAGAUACAUUUAGCAAAGUUAAGGGUCAAAACUUUCACACACACACACACACACACACACACACACAAAAACACGUCUUUUAGACUAGUGUAUGUCUUAAAAUACUUGUAAAUCUGUCUUAAAACAAGUCAAAAUAUUUCAAAAGGUCACUUGUUCCCAUUUCAAAUGAUUUAGCUCUAAAGCCCGUGUUGAAUCUGGAGUCAUUGUCUUGGAUUGUUAAAGGCUUCAGAAACAUGGACGAGCUUAGCGACAUUUGUGCCACUUUUGAAAAAGCAGCCCUACUGCCUGUUGAAUUGUUUUCACAUCAACCCGUGUCUACAGAUUUGUUUCUACAUUUUUA
Molecule: messenger RNA, 3440 nt
Organism: Scomber japonicus (chub mackerel)
Lineage: Eukaryota; Metazoa; Chordata; Actinopteri; Scombriformes; Scombridae
Gene: pals2b
Product: protein associated with LIN7 2, MAGUK p55 family member b
Exons: 14
Coding region: 294-2027 (577 amino acids)
Cellular component (GO): cell-cell junction; plasma membrane
Molecular function (GO): protein binding
Source: RefSeq, a predicted model, not a curated record